Populus euphratica (Euphrates poplar) is the source of this 557-nucleotide messenger RNA. RefSeq lists its product as uncharacterized. The transcript has 2 exons. The record is from RefSeq and is a predicted model, not a curated record. Lineage: Eukaryota; Viridiplantae; Streptophyta; Magnoliopsida; Malpighiales; Salicaceae. The coding region runs from base 36 to 347 and encodes 103 amino acids.
GCUGAUUAAAGGAUUUCCAUGUAAUAUAGAACGUGAUGAACUCUGGUGUUGGUCAUUACAUGGUGACAGGUGAUUUGUCCGUCUCUCCAAUGUCAAUGGUGUCUGGUGUUGGUCUGCUAAACAAGUUCGAUGUCAAGGAUUUUGGUGUGCUUGAGGAGAAGGUUGUUGAACUUGGGAUCAACGAGGGUCUUGAAUUGUUGAAAGCUUCUCUUUUGUCGAAGGAUGCUCUCACUGCUGUUUUCCUUUCAAAGCCGAAUCAAGGAAAGAGAUGGCGAGCCAGAAUAAUCAAAUUAGAGAAAAAGGAGUUGAUGCGUGUUCUUCAAUUUCUAAAUUUACUAUGUCUGUGAGGAAGUAAAUAGAAAAUAAGUUGGAGAACUUUAAUUUUGUUGUUGGACUGCAAUGAUGAUCAUUCAUCUUCCUUUUGAAUAUGCCUGACCAUUUCAUCUGUUUUUCUUUGUUGCUUUAUUAUGCUUGUCUUCUUUCAUUUAUCUUCCACUGUUGCAUUAUUUUGAGUUUUUUGAAAUGAGAAUACGAUGGAAUGAUAGUUUCCCCUCCUC